Linum tenue is the source of this 1744-nucleotide messenger RNA. NCBI's taxonomy places the organism in Eukaryota, Viridiplantae, Streptophyta, Magnoliopsida, Malpighiales, Linaceae. The record is from the annotation of a GenBank genome assembly.
GCGGUAAGAAAGCCCGGCCUAACCGCUCUGGUCUAUUGAAGCUUUCAUCUACUACUAGGUACGCCCUUUUUCUCCCUUCCCAAAUUUCGGCAGAGGUUUUGGUAGGGUUUUGAUAAGCGCCAUUAGCAUUCGCCCCUCUUCGCAUCUUUGCUCGUUCUGUUCAGCUUUCCCCAGCUAAAUCAAUGGCGAAGAAACGGAAGCAUAGUGAAACAGUCGUGGCAGCACCUCAAAAGAAAGAGGAAGUUGCUCCCGAGCGACCCAAAAGAACCCUUCUUGGUUGGAAAGACAAAGAGGCUGCUGCGGUUGCUGCUCCUGCCGAAGACAAAGACGAUGAAGUGCAUCAGCCUACGAAUUUUAGGAAUAAAGAAAAGGUCUUGGUCACUUGCUCCCGUCGAAUCGCUUACAGGUACCGGCACCUGAUGUUGAACGUGGUUUCCCUGCUUCCCCAUUGUAAGAAAGAUAAUAAGGUUGAAUCCCAAAGCAGCAAAGGAGUUGCACUCAGUGAGAUGGUUGAGCUGAAGAGCUGCUCUUCCUGUUUGUUCUUUGAGUGCAGGAAGCACAAAGACUUGUAUCUAUGGAUGGCAAAGUGCCCUAGUGGACCAUCUGUGAAAUUCCUAGUUAAUGCAGUGCACACUAUGGAAGAGCUGAAGCUUACUGGGAAUCAUCUAAAAGGAUCGCGCCCACUUUUAACUUUCUCAGCCAAUUUUGACAAAGAUGCCCACUGGAAGCUUUUGAAGGAAAUGAUAACUCAGAUAUUUGGAGUCCCAAAAGAGCACAGGAAAUCUAAGCCUUAUCAUGAUCAUGUCUUUGUCUUCUCCAUUGUGGAUGACCAUAUAUGGUUCCGUAAUUACCAGAUAUCAGUUCCUCACAAUGAAUCCGAUAAAAUGGCUCGUGGAGGCCUGGACAAGAUGACCCUUGUUGAGGUUGGUCCGAGAUUCUGUUUGAACCCUAUCAAGAUCUUUGGUGGCAGUUUCGGGGGCCCAACCCUUUACGAGAAUCCAUUCUACAUAUCGCCCAACCAGAUACGGGCACUAGAGAAGCGAAAGACUGCUGGGAAAUAUGCCAAGAAGGUGAAAGCCAAGACCAGAAGGAAGGUGCAUGAGCUGUCAAAUCAGCUGGAGGCAGGCGAGUUUUCUGAGAUGUGGAAGGACCAGUAAGUACUUGGUCUUUGAUGAGAGCUUUUUUGACGGCACCUGUAUUUAUAUCAGCACAACUUGUGUAUUCAGCUUGACAUGGCAUAUGAGUGAGUUAUCAGCUCAACUAUCUUCAGCUAUAUCUAUCUCUUAAGCAACUUGGAGUCCACUUGCUAUUCCUGCACCACUCAUUAUUCCCUUCCACUGAAACUUAGGAAGAUUCAGGUGCUCGGUGAGUGAUGGCUUGAUGUUAGAACUUAGAAGUCUUGUUAGGGCAACCAGAUUAGUCUCAAUCAAACAUUACAUCCUAGCAUUGUACAAGUAAAUCUAUGUAACAUGAUUCGCUUGCCAUCUGUCUCGAUCAACUGAGCUGUCAUGGUUGAAGGUCCAGAGUUUGGAGUGGAAUAAUCUCCAUCAACUUGCUUUGAUUGGUUAAGAUCAGAUUAGCAACGUAUGCACCAUAUUGGAGGGCAAGAAGUGCUCCGGCUAAAAUGGAGGUUCUUAGGAGUCGCGCUUUGUGUCGACAACAUGCUAGCGCAAUCAUACUAAAGUGUAUAUGAAUCUCAUUUGUGUAUCUGAUCUCUCAUGUUCACGAUGACCCCCAAGAUGGC